CCUCCUGGAUCUGGCCGGGCUGGAGCCCCGCGCCCCCUCCCCUGCGGGAGGGGGUUGGGUAGAAAGUUCCUGUUAUCUGCCCCCACCUCAGUGGGACCCGCGUCUUUUCUUAAGGUGGCUUUGACCCCGGGUUGCCCGGCCAGUGGGACCGAGGAGGUGGCUGGACAGCCGGACGAUGAACGGAGAAGCCGACUGCCCCACAGACCUGGAAAUGGCCGUCCCCAAAGGCCAAGACCGCUGGUCGCAGGAAGACAUGCUGACCCUGCUGGAGUGCAUGAAGAACAAUCUCCCGUCCAACGACAGUUCCAAGUUCAAGACCACGGAGUCCCACAUGGACUGGGAAAAAGUCGCAUUUAAAGACUUCUCCGGUGACAUGUGCAAGCUCAAGUGGGUGGAGAUUUCCAACGAGGUGAGGAAGUUCCGAACGUUGACAGAACUGAUCCUUGAUGCUCAGGAACACGUUAAAAACCCUUACAAAGGCAAAAAGCUCAAGAAACACCCUGACUUCCCAAAGAAGCCUCUCACCCCUUACUUCCGCUUCUUCAUGGAGAAGCGGGCCAAGUAUGCGAAGCUCCACCCCGAGAUGAGCAACCUGGACCUGACCAAGAUCCUGUCCAAGAAAUACAAGGAGCUUCCGGAGAAGAAGAAGAUGAAGUAUAUUCAGGACUUCCAGAGGGAAAAACAAGAGUUUGAGCGAAACCUGGCCCGGUUCAGGGAGGAUCACCCCGACCUUAUCCAGAAUGCAAAGAAGUCGGACAUCCCCGAGAAGCCCAAAACCCCCCAGCAGCUGUGGUACACUCACGAGAAGAAGGUGUACCUCAAAGUGCGGCCAGAUGAGAUCAUGCGGGACUACAUCCAGAAGCACCCCGAGCUGAACAUCAGCGAGGAGGGCAUCACCAAGUCCACCCUCACCAAGGCCGAGCGCCAGCUCAAGGACAAGUUCGACGGGCGACCCACCAAGCCGCCUCCGUGAGCGCCGCCCCGGGUGG
This is a messenger RNA of Fukomys damarensis (Damara mole-rat), 989 nucleotides long. Its product is annotated as nucleolar transcription factor 1. The coding region runs from base 176 to 973 and encodes 265 amino acids. The transcript has 7 exons. Lineage: Eukaryota; Metazoa; Chordata; Mammalia; Rodentia; Bathyergidae. The record is from RefSeq and is a predicted model, not a curated record.